GGCUCGCUCAACAACUCUACACAAACCAGGGAUGCAGCGAGCGCGCGGCGCAGCCUGAAAAAUGGCACCACUCGUCCCUUGGAUUUAUCCAUCCCUUUUUCUUUUCUCCCAUUUGCUUUUUAACGCACCAUGCGAAGGCUUACGGAAUUACCUGGAAAAUGAGGUGACUCUGUUGGAUUCCAUGUCUGCUCUGGGAGACCUUGGAUGGGAGGCCUACCCUGCCGAGGGGUGGGAGGAGAUCAGCGUAAUGGAUGAGAGGAACAUUCCGAUGCGGACCUACCAGGUGUGCAAUGUGAUGGAGGCCUAUCAGAACAACUGGCUCAGAACGAGGCACAUCGCCCGUGACGGGGCCCAGCGCGUCUACAUUGAGAUCAAGUUCACCCUCCGAGACUGCAACAGCUUGCCGGGAGUACCUGGCACCUGCAAAGAGACAUUCAACAUGUUCUACUAUGAGUCCAACAAUGUCAACCAGUGGUACAUCAAGGAGAGUAAUUACAUCAAAAUAGACACCAUCGCUGCUGAUGAGAGCUUCACACAGGUCGAUGUUGGAGACCGUGUGAUGAAGCUGAACACAGAGGUGCGUGACAUCAGUAACCUGAGCAAGAAGGGGUUCUACCUGGCCUUCCAGGACCUGGGGGCUUGCAUCGCUUUGGUCUCGGUCCGUGUCUUCUACAAGAAGUGUCCCCUCACCGUGCUCAACCUGGCUCAGUUCCCUGAUACCGUGACAGGGGGCGACUCGGCCCUAGUCGAGGUCAGAGGGGUGUGUGUCAACGCCUCGGAGGAGUUUGAGGCUCCCAGGAUGUACUGCAGUGCGGACGGGGGCUGGCUGGUGCCCAUUGGGAGGUGUGUUUGCCAGCCGGGAUAUGAGGAGCAGAUGGAUGUCUGCCAACCGUGUAAACCGGGCUUCUACAAGGCCUCAGCGGCGGACGCCUACUGCGCAAAAUGUCCACCGCAUAGCUCCUCCCACCUGGAGCGAGCCUCGGAGUGUGUUUGUGAGAAAGGCUUCCACCGCGCUGAGACGGACCCACGCUCCAUGUCCUGCACACGUCCCCCGUCUGCUCCGGAGAACGCCAUCUCAACUGUCAACGAGACGUGCGUAACACUAGAGUGGAGUCCCCCUCGUGACACGGGAGGUCGGGGUGACAUCACCUAUAGUAUCCACUGCAGGAAGUGCUCCGGGGAAAACGGGAAGUGCUCGUCCUGUGGCAGCGGCGUCCAUUUUGUGCCCCGGCAGUUUGGUCUCUCUGCAGCUAUGGUGAUGGUCACUGACCUGCAGCCACACAGCAACUACAGCUUCACCAUCGAGAGCCUGAAUGGAGUGUCUGAUCUGAGUCCUUCACCUAGAGCAGCUGUGAUGGUUAAUGUCACCACGAGCCAGACAGUCAGUGUGGUUUUGAAGGAGAGAAGGAGUAAGGACAGUGUGACUCUGGCGUGGCAGGGCCCUGACAGACCCAGUGGAGCCAUAGUGGAGUAUGAAGUCAUCUACUAUGAAAAGAACCAGAGAGAACAGAAUUACACCGUUUUAAAGACCAGGUCCAAUGUGAUGACUGUAGAUGGUCUUAAGCCUGGGACUACCUACGUUUUCCGUGUCCGAGCCAGAACUCCGGGAGGUUAUGGUUCCUAUGGGGGAGAGAUAGAACUAGAGACCAGCCACGAAGACAUGUUGGCCAUAGGAGACCCCAACCAGUCAACCAUCCUUGCUGUGUCCAUCGCUGGAGGCAUCAUUCUGCUCAUCUUCCUGGUUGCUUGCUUCGUCGUUAGCGGCAGACACUGUGGAUACAUCAAAGCCAAGCAAGACCCGGACGAGGAGAAGAUGCAGUUUCAACAUGGACGAGUGAAACUCCCUGGCAGUAAGACGUAUAUCGAUCCUCACACCUAUGAGGAUCCGAACAAGGCUGUCAGGGACUUUGCCAAAGAGAUUGAGGCCUCCAGCAUCCGCAUAGAGAGAGUCAUCGGAGCGGGAGAGUUUGGGGAGGUGUGUAGCGGCCGUUUGCGUCUCCAGGGAAAGAGGGAGAUCUACGUGGCCAUAAAGAGUCUGAAGGCAGGAUACUCUGACAAGCAGAGGCGGGACUUCCUCUCAGAGGCCAGCAUCAUGGGACAGUUUGACCACCCAAACAUCAUCAGACUGGAGGGCGUGGUCACACGAUGUAAACCAGUGAUGAUCAUCACAGAGUUCAUGGAGAAUGGCUCCCUGGAUACCUUCCUGAAGAAACAUGACGGUCAGUUCACGGUGAUCCAGUUGGUGGGUAUGCUGCGUGGCAUCGCGUCGGGCAUGAAGUACCUGUCUGACAUGGGCUACGUCCACCGAGACCUGGCCGCCCGCAACAUCCUGGUCAACAGCAACCUGGUGUGUAAGGUGUCUGACUUCGGCCUGUCACGAGUCCUGGAGGACGACCCUGAGGCUGCCUACACCACCAGGGGAGGGAAAAUCCCCAUCCGAUGGACCUCACCAGAGGCCAUCGCCUACAGGAAGUUCACAUCAGCCAGUGACGUGUGGAGCUACGGUAUCGUCAUGUGGGAGGUGGUGUCGUACGGAGAGAGACCCUACUGGGAGAUGUCAAACCAGGAUGUGAUAAAAGCGAUAGAUGAGGGCUACCGUCUUCCAGCUCCUAUGGACUGUCCCGUGGUCCUCCACCAGCUGAUGUUAGACUGCUGGGAGAAUGGCCGCAGUGAACGGCCUAAGUUUGACCAGAUCGUCUCCACCCUCGACGGGCUGAUCAGAAACCCGACCAAGCUUCAGGAGCUGGCCAACAGCUCGGUAUGCAGGGAAGACCCGACCACUCCAGAGUUCACCGUGAGUACAGUGGAGGAGUGGCUGGAGGCCAUUAAGAUGGGUCAAUACAAGGACAACUUCUCCAGCGCUGGAUAUGUCACUCUGGACUCUGUGCUUUACAUCAGCAUCAGUGAGCUUGUUAAGAUGGAUGUGACUUUGGCAGGUCACCAAAAGAAGAUAAUCUCCAGUGUCCAGAGCCUGCUGACCCAGGGGGCCCAUGUCCAAGUAUAACAGUUUCUCCAUAGACACGCUGAGUUGCAGAGCCAAGAUGGAUGCUCUGCUCUGAGUUUACCCACUGAGACACGCUGAGAUUGAGCCAACAUGGACAUCCUGAGUUGGGUUUCCUCAUACAAAAACACUGAGAUGGAGCUGUAAUGGACGCUCGGCUUUGUUACUUCCUCUUCGCAGCUUCACCAUUCCACCCGUCCUGGAUGUUUUGAUAGUAUAGGCACUUCCAGCUUCAGUCCACGCACUUAGAGGCCUAGCAACCCAGCAACCUCAGAAUCCAGUCAACAACUAAGACAUCUCAGACCAUAUAAAAAAAUAUGUAAAAAUACAGUUAGAUUUUAAUUAUCAUCACUGUCUGUGAAGUUUUAUGUAGAGUUUUUAUGGUUGUUUUGUUAUUCGAUUUAUGAUUACCAGUUUUUUAUGUUACACACAGUUUACGGUGCCUGGAUAUAUUGUAUAUGUAUAGAUAAACGUUUACAAGAGCUGUGUGUCUGUCUGACAGUCCUAAACGGAAUAUAACGUUUGUAUCAGUGCCAGGCAAUGCAAGUGGAGUGUUUUUCUUCCUGGUGCAUGUGUUGCCAGGCCCCUCCUCUUCAUCUAAGCCCCACCCAGUGAACGCUGUUUGACAAAUCCUGGAUGUGUGAGGGUUAUAGGAAAAAAACAGUGAAUUGUAAAUGAGAUUAUGAUCUGUUCGUAGUCUCAAAAGACCUACAUUGCAUCUGGCCAGGGAUAGACAAGGCUUCCAUAGCCACUUCUUCCAGACAGUACACAUGAAUAAGAUGCUCUGCCAUCUUUCACUUCGUACAGCCUACAGCUCUGUACCUUGCCAUCAUUAAGAAACACGCAGUACAGUACAGCGUUAGCACAUUAUCUUCCAAGAGAUGGCCUCGUUAGUUAGAGAAGCUGUUACGGUGUGUGGCGGACAAGAAGCAGUGAUGUUGAUAACCUUGUAGCUGUGAAGUUGACACUUUGGAAUGUUUAGCUAUCUGUUCCUCAGACAUUGUGCCAUGUACAGUUAUAUUGCCCUGAAAUAUUGGGCUGAGUCAGACAAGCAGUCUUGGUUGUGAGGUAGACUUGCCUUGAGUAGACUGUGGUGAGUGGUGUUUUCACGUAAUUUUGCCCCCGAUAUGGGUUCAGUCACGGUUUGUGCUAACCACAGUUCAGUCACGGUUUGUGCUAACCACGGUUCAGUCACGGUUUGUGCUAACCACGGUUCAGCUUUUAAUUCAUGGCCCUAUUCAAGUAAAACUUGCUAACAUGAUUUCCUGGAUAAGUUGAAACCUUAAUAUCACGUACUGAACAAAAUAAAGUUUACAAAUGCGAAAUAAAGAAAAUCCAACUGCAUAUCAAUUGCCAACAUGCCCUCUCGCCUCAGAGAGUGAAGAGGGGGUUUAGGACUUCUCCAAGAAAUCUAGAUGGAUGGUUUUGUUAGAAGACGGCUGUCAUUGUGCACUUCACUCCUGUAUGUAUCUGUUUAUGUUUAAGUGUUAUUCUGCUACCCACCUGGACUACCAACGCAGCAACAUAAUACCAUUGUACCAUAGUGUAAAAUAUCUACUGUACAGUGUUGAUUUGAAACUCUAGAAUGUUUGUAACAAUAACGGUGAUGAUGAUUACAGGUGAUUCAUUCUGAAGGAGUUUUUUUGUUUUUUGUGGGCGGGUCACUGGAGAUAGUCGGCGUGUGAUUUGUUGACCUGAUCUAUGGAAUGUACGUUACAUAGCAUGGGUAUUUCUUGGAUUGGCAGGUGACACGGACAACAGAUUUCACUGGGGCCGCCGGCCUGAGGACACUCGACAUUUAGAUGCCUUAUUUACUGUGAUACCUUCCAUUUGUGCUCCCCUCCUACCCCAGUCCUCCUAGAGGUGUUAGGACCACAUCUGUAUAUACUGGCGCUGUUGCUCCUUGGCCGUAAUUCAUAUGACUGAUGCGCUUCUAUACUGCUGCUGUAGGUUCACAUGACUAGAACAGCUCUAUCCUGAAACAACUCUAUCCUGCUGCUGUAGGUUCAUAUGACUGAAACAGCUCUAUACUGAAACAGCCCUAUACUGCUGCUGUAGGUUCAUAUGAGUGAAACAGCUCUAUACUGAAACAGCUCUAUACUGCUGCUGUAGGUUCAUAUGACUGAAACAGCUCUAUACUGAAACAGCUCUAUACUGCUGCUGUAGGUUCAUAUGACUGAAACAGCUCUAUACUGAAACAGCUCUAUACUGAAACAGCUCUAUACUGCUGCUGUAGGUUCAUAUGACUGAAACAGCUCUAUACUGAAACAGCUCUAUACUGCUGCUGUAGGUUCAUAUGAGUGAAACAGCUCUAUCCUGCUGCUGUAUGUUCAUGUGACUGAAACAGCUCUAUACUGAAACAGCUCUAUACUGCUGCUGUAGGUUCAUAUGAUUAAAACAGCUCUAUACUGAAACAGCUCUAUCCUGCUGCUGUAUGUUAAUAUGACUGAAACAGCUCUAUCCUGCUGCUGUAGGUUCAUAUGACUGAAACAGCUCUAUCCUGCUGCUGUAGGUUCAUAUGACUGAAACAGCUCUAUCCUGCUGCUGUAGGUUCAUAUGACUGAAACAGCUCUAUACUGCUGCUUGAACUAAAUUUAAAGAUUUGGUUUAGGAUACAGUACUUUAUAAAGUGAUGAAUUUACAACAUAGUUGGUUUAAAUAAUUUCCAAAGAAAUAUCAUGGAGAUGAACAGUUCCAAACAACUACAUUAAUAACCUUUGUCUUUUUAAUUAGCAGAUUUGUCUCUGAUUGUGUAUCCAAUAAUUCUGUACCACCAACACAUUAUGUAUAGAAGGAAUUAAAGUGCCAGCAGCCUUUUGUGUUGUCAUCAAUUUGAAUAAAAUGUUCCACAAUGGACAUCCAUUUUCCAUUCAGAUUUAGAAAAGCUAAAUUCAGCAGUUGGCAGAGAAAGAUUGAAUUUGGUAAUUUACACUUUGAUAUGGUCCCCAUUUGGCAAGCUGGUCCAUCAUUCUCCAAACAGGAUUCUUAAAUUUUGACCCCAAAACCCUAACCAUUGAACCCAGCCAGGCCCUGAGCCCUUUCAUUUUGGAGUUGGAAAAAGUUAUCCCUAGACUCUGUCCUAAGGUUUUGGUUUAUACUUUUCCUCCCAGCCAGGCCAGUUUUGUAGAUGUUCCCAGACUGAUUCCUACUCCCUGGUCUCUCCGCUUCAUUCCUGCUCAUGGCCUCGUUAUGUUUCCUCAUGCAAGAGUUCUAUGCGCUUGUUCAGAGGGUGUACGCAUUCUAAAGUCCAUGUCGCUGUAAUAAAUAUGCUAAUAUUUUUUAUUUCUCACCUGAA
Esox lucius (northern pike) is the source of this 6296-nucleotide messenger RNA. It is a transcript of the gene epha4b, whose product is annotated as eph receptor A4b. The record is from RefSeq and is a predicted model, not a curated record. Lineage: Eukaryota; Metazoa; Chordata; Actinopteri; Esociformes; Esocidae. Gene Ontology annotation, biological process: cell surface receptor protein tyrosine kinase signaling pathway; protein phosphorylation; axon guidance. The coding region runs from base 62 to 3004 and encodes 980 amino acids. Gene Ontology annotation, molecular function: ATP binding; transmembrane-ephrin receptor activity; protein binding. Gene Ontology annotation, cellular component: plasma membrane; neuron projection. The transcript is spliced from 19 exons.